ACACAAAAGCGAAUGGAUUUGGAAUUAGGAUCCAGUGUAGGCGUUGACGUAGCAACCCUGGCUCUUAUUCCAAUAUUAUGGGUAAGAAUGCAGAGAUGGAACCAGAUCCAGUCUACGUACAAAAAAGGAGUGACGAUGAUGGGAGCAGUUCUUCUACUUGUUCAUGUGUUUCUAUGCAUACGAGAAUUUAGGAAAAGCGAGUUCUACAAGAAAAAUUAUCAACUAGGACUCAAGAUGAUGGAAAGAGCUGCAUUUCUCGGUUUUGCUGUGCUCUUUAUGUUUGUAGCGAGAGCAUGUGGGAGAAUACGGAAGAACAAAUCAGGUAUGCGACCGUACAUUACAUGUUAUGCGAGCUCCUUAGGUUCUUUGAUUAACACAUUCUUCAACUCGAUAAUCACUUUUGCCAUCAAAUCGAUCAACGCGAUUCUCAUUUUUAAUAUCGCUCUGGUUUAA
Molecule: messenger RNA, 453 nt
Organism: Raphanus sativus (radish)
Lineage: Eukaryota; Viridiplantae; Streptophyta; Magnoliopsida; Brassicales; Brassicaceae
Exons: 3
Coding region: 13-453 (146 amino acids)
Source: RefSeq, a predicted model, not a curated record